CGCCUCUUUUAUGUCAUCAGUAAGGGCCCCAAAUGGCAAAACAGAUUACGUCACUCGCCCGCGACCAACUGAUCUUCCAGCGCGAGAGCAGCACGAUGGAAGUGUGCGGCUCCUCAAAUGUUUCUCUGAGAGAGUUUGGUAGUGAACUGAGCCUGCUGUCUCGACCUGACGGUUCAGCGUCCUUCAUCCAAGGAGACACAAGUGUGUUGGCUGGAGUGUAUGGACCAGCCGAGGUCAAAGUCAGCAAGGAAAUCUACGACCGGGCAACACUGGAGGUGCUGGUACAGCCCAAAGUGGGACUGCCAAGUGUACGGGAGAGAUCACAAGAGCAGUGUGUGCGAGAGACCUGUGAGGCGUCUCUGCUCUUGUCACUCCAUCCUCGCUCGUCCCUCACUCUCAUCCUUCAGGUGUUACACGACGAUGGCUCGCUCUUGUCCUGCUUUUUGAAUGCUGCCUGCAUGGCUCUUAUGGACGCAGGCCUGCCGAUGAGCUGUCUGUUCUGUGGGGUGACCUGCGCCAUCGACACUGACGGUCAGAUCAUCACAGACCCCACUGCAGCUCAGGAGAAGGAAAGUCGAGCUUUGAUGACCUUUGCUAUCGACAGUACCGAACGCAGAGUAAUGAUGUCAUCAACCAAAGGAUCAUUUUCAGUUCACGAGCUGCAGCAGUGUAUCGCAGUCAGUCAGAAAGCAUCAGAGAAGAUCUUCCACUUCUACAGAGACUCUGUCAGGCGGCGAUACUCCAAAACGCUCUGAGGACACAUUCAAAGCAGCAGUGUUCUUCUUUUCUAGUCCUUUUUUUUCUUAAUGUAUAUGAAAAUGCAGAUGUUGGGCUGCCUGUGUUUCAGCUGGGUUAGGGGUGAGGUGAGUGCGUUUAGCAGGAAGUGGUGUGAAAAGACACACACACUGAACUGUGAGUCGGGGUGCAAAAUAAAAAAGGAGGGAAGACGAAUGUCAAACAAGUGCAUUUAUUGGGAUUCACUGAUUCAGUUUAAUAUUUACAUGUAAUAUAAGGAUGUGAACUGGGGAAACAACUGAAUAACCCUUGUACUAAUAAAACUUGUUUGCCGCAA
Scatophagus argus is the source of this 1072-nucleotide messenger RNA. RefSeq names its product exosome component 5 (gene exosc5). The transcript has 6 exons. Lineage: Eukaryota; Metazoa; Chordata; Actinopteri; Scatophagidae. Gene Ontology annotation, biological process: poly(A)-dependent snoRNA 3'-end processing; nuclear mRNA surveillance; rRNA catabolic process. The record is from RefSeq and is a predicted model, not a curated record. Gene Ontology annotation, cellular component: nuclear exosome (RNase complex); nucleolus; cytoplasmic exosome (RNase complex). Bases 33 to 755 code for a protein of 240 amino acids.